GUGCGGCGCUGACGGGACGGGACCGCCGCGACCUUCACCCAGCCUGGCCGCUGGCAGCAGCAUGGAGAAAGGACCCUGGCAUCCCGCCCGCUGCCCUGUGCCCCCGCGGUGGUGCCAGGCCGCAUCCAGAGCGGUUGGGGUGCCCCGGUGCUGUCCGUGACCCCGUGCCGAUGGAGAGGAUGAGCUGGCUGAGCAAGCUGACCCCACGGGCGGGUGGGCAGCGAGCCCCCCGCAGCGCCAGCCUGCAGCCCCCCGUCACCGCUGACCCCGAGACCUGCCUCAUGGUCUUCAAGAACCACUGGGCACAGGUGCUGCGGAUCCUGGAGCGGCGCGGGAGCAAGCCAGCCCCCGAUGACCUCAGCGCUGUCCGCAACAACACCUACCAGAUGCUGAACCUGCUGGCUGAGGACCGGCCCUGGGGGGAUGGGGACAAGGACAGGUCACAGGGGGACGGGGACAUGGCCUGCGGGCCCAUCCUGGAGUUUGUGGCUGCUGAGAACCUGCUGGAGCGGCUCCUUUGCUGGCAUCUGCAGGGCGACUUCACCGAGGAGAGGAAGGUGGAGCAGCUGAAGCUGUACGAGAUGCUGAUCAGCCAGGCCCGGCAGCCCCUGCUGCGGCACAAGCCGGUGCUGACGCCGCUGCUGCGCCUGCUCAGCGUCUGCGCCGAGCCCGCCUCGGCCCCGCUCGAGAACAGCCUGGUACUGCUGCUCAACCAGCUCUGCGUCUCCGUGGCCCGCGAGCCGGCCAUCCUGGAGCUCUUCUUCCACAGCCACACGGACCAGGGCCCCGCCAACCUCAUCAUCUUCUCGCUCCUCAUCCCCUUCAUCCACCACGAGGGCGCGCGGGGCCAGCAGGCGCGUGACGCGCUGCUGCUCAUCAUGGCCAUGUCGGCCAGCAACCGCGCCGUGGCCCAGUCCAUCACCGACAACUCCUACUUCUGCCCGGUGCUGGCCACGGGCCUGAGCGCCCUGUACUCCUCCCUGCCCCGCAAGAUCGAGGUGCGAGGAGAUGACUGGCACUUCCUGCGGCGGGAGGACUGGAUCGGCGUCUCCUCCCUCGUCCUCUUCAUGAACUCGCUUGAGUUCUGCAAUGCAGUCAUCCAGGUUGCCCACCCACUGGUGCAGAAGCAGCUGGUGGAUUACGUCCACAACGGGUUCCUCGUGCCCGUCAUGGGGCCGGCGCUGCACAAGACCUCGGUGGAGGAGAUGAUUGCGAGCACAGCCUACCUGGACCUGUUCCUGCGCAGUGUCAGUGAGACAGCGCUGCUGAAAACCUUCCUGCGCUUCGUGCUGCUGCACCGGCACGACAACACCACCAUCCUGGACACACUGGUGGGCCGCAUCAACAGCAACUCCCGGCUGUGCAUGGUGUCCCUGAGCCUCUUCCGGACCCUGCUCAGCCUCAACUGCGAGGAUGUGAUGCUGCAGCUCGUGCUCAGGUACCUGCUGCCCUGCAGCCAUGUGAUGCUGAGCCAGAAGCGGGCGGUGCGGGACCUGGACAUCUACGGGAAGACAGCGGCGAAGUUCCUGUCGCUCAUCCCACGCUGCUGCCGGCCUGAGAGCCCCCCACCGCCCCGUGACCGGGACGAGGAGCCCCCUUCCCGGGCCAGGGGCCACGGCAGCCCCGGUGCAGACGCGCCCCCGGCCCCGAAGCCCUCCACGCCGUCCCGCCUCUCGUUCUUCAUGCGCCAGGCCAGCGCGGCCCCCGGGCCCGGCCCUGCCCCCCGGGACGGGGGGACUCUGGUGAACGGGGCGCACGGGGCGGCUCAGCCGGGGCGGCCGGAGGGGGAUGUGGUGGUGAAGAAGGUCCGUCGGAGCCCCCAGGGCGAGGGGGAGGGCGGCGGGGGGGCACCGAACGGGGCCCCUCGGGCACAGCCCCCUGGCUGGGAGCCUCUGCCCUCGGUGGACUCGCUCUUGGAGGAGCUGCUGGCCCGCGUGCCUGCCGAGGCCCCCGGUGCCGGUGUCUCCAUCGAGACCUUCACGGAGGAGCUGCGUGAGAUUGAGGCUGAGAUGCAGAACGGGGGUGUGGGGGCAGCCCCAGCCACCCCCGUGGAGCCCCCUGAGACACCCUUAUCCCAUGAAGAGGAGGAGGCCUUUGCCAGCUUCAGCGCGCUGCCCGAGGGGGACACGGGCGCCGGGCGGGCGCCGCCACGGCCCCCAGACCCCCUGGCGCAGGUGGUGGCCAGCCCGCCGCGGGCGGUGGGGCCGCCCCCCAGCCAGCCCUUCACAGGCCCCUUCGUGUCGGUGCUGUUUGGGAAGCUGGAGAACAUGCCCCACAACUCACUGUAUGUCAACUUCCUGCUGACGGGGCUGGUGGCCCAGCUGGCCUGCUACCCCCAGCCUCUGCUCCGCUCCUUCCUGCUCAACACCAACAUGGUCUUCCAGCCCAGCGUCAAGUCCCUUCUCCAGGUGCUGGGCUCGGUGAAGAACAAGAUCGAGAGCUUUGCUGCCAGUCAAGAGGAUUUCCCAGCACUGCUCUUCAAGGCCAAGAAAUACCUGAUUGCCCGGGGGCGGCUGGACUGGGCUGAGGGGCCUGGGGCUGUCCCUGCCCUGCGGCGCACUGACACUCUGGCCCGCAGCCGGAAGCCGUCCCUGGGGGAGCUGCUGCUGCGCCACGCCAACAGCCCGACACGUGCACGGCACGCGGCCCAGCUGGCACUGCAGGGGCUGCGGGACGGGGGGCUGCACCCCCUGGCCCCCCCGGCGCGGCACGGCGAGGCCCUGCGCGUUCGCAACGCCGUGUACUGCGCCGUCAUCUUCAGCGAGUUCCUCAAGGAGCUGGCAGCCAUCGCCCAGGCCCACGCCGUCACCUCCCCCUUCCUCACCGAGCCCCCUGAGGACUGACCCCCGGGCCCCCUUUUUAACCCCGGACUCGGACCUUUUUAAUUUAUUGGGGCAGAGCUGGGCUGAGGCCGGGCUGCACUUUGGACACGAGCGGCCGCCCCCGCCCCGCGCCCCGGGGGAGCAGGGCAGGACCCUGGAGCCCCCGGGGCUUGCGGGGCGGGGGUCGCGGGGCGGGCUGGCUCUGCCCCCCUCGGCCCCCUGGGGGUUCCUGGUGCCCACCCAGCCGCUCUCUAUGCAACCCCCGGGGUGUGGGGCUGGGGGGGCUGUGCAUGGGGAGGGGAUGUGUGUCUGUGCUGUGUAAAACCCUUGGGAAUAAAGGGUCUGAUUGAGGG
Molecule: messenger RNA, 3175 nt
Organism: Parus major (Great Tit)
Lineage: Eukaryota; Metazoa; Chordata; Aves; Passeriformes; Paridae
Gene: FHIP1B
Product: family with sequence similarity 160 member A2
Exons: 14
Coding region: 171-2843 (890 amino acids)
Biological process (GO): early endosome to late endosome transport; endosome organization; endosome to lysosome transport
Cellular component (GO): FHF complex
Source: RefSeq, a predicted model, not a curated record